Messenger RNA from Microstroma glucosiphilum, 956 nucleotides. RefSeq lists its product as hypothetical. NCBI's taxonomy places the organism in Eukaryota, Fungi, Basidiomycota, Exobasidiomycetes, Microstromatales, Microstromataceae. The transcript has 3 exons. The coding region runs from base 65 to 700 and encodes 211 amino acids. The record is from RefSeq and is a predicted model, not a curated record.
GUGACUCUUCUCCUCCCUCUAGCCUCUCCACUUCCCACUCCACCCUCCCAAUUACUCUUCCACCAUGAAGGCUUUCACUUACGCUGCCAUCGCCGUUGCCGGUGCUUCUUCCGUCGCCGCCUUUGCCCUUGAGCCAGUGGCUACUGCUGCUCCCAUGGAGAAGCGACAGAACGAUAGCCCCCUUGAGGCCAUUACUGGUCUCCUGAACCCCCUCACCUCCUACCUGACCAACCCAGGAAUCGCAUCCGUCGUUCAGUCCGUUGCUGCCAACACCGCCUUUGCCGGAGCCGCUUCUGCCGCUGCUAUGAGCGACUAUGCCCCCAUUGAGAGCCUCGUCUCUUCCCUGCAGGGCGACGCUGGCGUCUCCUCGGCCAUCUACUCUGCCCUAGGAACCUCUUCCGCUUCUGCCUUCUACGCUUCCGCCUCUAGCGCCGUUGCCGAAUUGGCCGCUGCCUCGGGAAGUGUUACCACCACCAGCACCGGUAGCUCGGUAAGCAGCAUGGCUAGCUCCGCCGCCUCUAGCGUCUCUUCGGAGCUCUCUUCGCUCAGCGCUUCGGCAUCCAUGGCAACCUCGUCUGCCGGUACCGCCGCUAGCACCUCGGCCGCUGCCAGUGGAGCUUUCGCUGCCGUAAAGGCCGGAAAUGUACUCCCCGCCGUUCUGGUCGUGGUCGGUGUUGCCGCCGGUGCCUUCAUGCUCUAAUGAGCUCGAAGAACGCGGCCCACCCCCGCGGGCUGGCACUGAUAAGACCAGGAGGAAAGACGAGGGUCAUGGCAAAGCGCGUAGAUGGAGCACGAGGCAAGACAAGAACGGCCUUGGCCGGAGAGUAUGCAUCGGUAUCCGCUCUUCGUCCUCGCCGUCACCUCUUACCCCUAGUUGCGCCCGCGCAUAGUCAUGUCUCCUUGUCCGUACUCCUGUCGUGCCUCCUCUCCCCCCUCCACCCCACCCUUUUCCACCC